CGAAAGUCGACAGCUACACAUUUACGAAAGGUCAAAGUUACACCUGUGAAACUGCUUGAGUUUAGAACAGGGAAAGCUCAGCGUCCCAUGUUCACGAGAAUCAGAACGCUGGCGGCUGUCAGAUAAAAAACAAGACACGCUCUUUCGCUUUUAUAUACAUUCGAUAUUUUUUCCUUUCUCCUAAAUUCAUCAUGGAUUCGUUGCCGGAUGAUUGUGUUUCAAAGAUCUUGUCGUACACAUCUCCACAUGACGCAUGUAGAUUCUCAAUGGUGUCUUCAACCCUCCGUUCAGCCGCUGACUCUGACCUCCUAUGGCAAAGCUUCUGUCCCUCUGAUUAUCGUCGCAUUCUAUCAAGGGUUCUUCAUCCCCACACCCUUGAUUCCUCUUCUUACAAACACCUCUUCUGUUCUCUCUGUCAUCCACUUCUCCUAGAUGGCGGCAACAUGAGCUUCAAAUUAGAGAAGUCUUCAGGUAAAAAAUCGUACAUCCAAUCCGCUAGACAAUUGUCGAUAACGUGGAGCAGUGACCCCUUGUACUGGUGCUGGAGAACGGUCCCAGAAUCAAGAUUAAAAGAAGUGGCAGAGCUGAGAAUGGUGAGCUGGUUAGAAAUUCGGGGGGAAAUAUGGACGAGGAUUCUAACACCAAACACGUGGUAUGCGGUUUAUCUGAUAAUGAAAAUUUCGCACCGCGAGUACGGUCUUGAUCGGGUGGCGUGCGAGGUGAGUGUUGCAGUGGGGGAGAAAGUGCAGAGUGGGAAGGUUUAUCUGUGCGAGAAAGAUGAGAAAAAGGGUAAGAAGGGGAGGGUGUUGAAGAUGGAAGAAGAGGAAGUUAUGGGAGUUGCAGCAAAAAGAGAAGAUGGGUGGAUGGAAAUCAAGGUGGGUGAGUUCUUCAGUGGUGAAAAUGACGAACACGUUACGAUGAGUUUGAUGGAGGAAGGUUACCAGUUGAAGGGAGGACUUGUCGUCGAAGGCAUCGAAGUUAGACCCAAGCAUCAUCAUUCUUAAUUCUCCAAUCAAAUGUUUCAUUC
This is a messenger RNA of Vigna umbellata (rice bean), 1027 nucleotides long. Its product is annotated as F-box protein PP2-B15-like. The record is from RefSeq and is a predicted model, not a curated record. Gene Ontology annotation, molecular function: protein binding. NCBI's taxonomy places the organism in Eukaryota, Viridiplantae, Streptophyta, Magnoliopsida, Fabales, Fabaceae.